AAGCGGCGCUGGCGGGGCUGAGGCCGCGGCGUGAAGCGGGUUAAAAGCCCCAGUCAGACGCAACUAAGAGGUCAGUGAAAUGUGAGAAUGGCCAAUUUAAGAAGUGAAGUGAGAAAUCUAUACAAAAACCUGCUGUACCUCGGAAGGGAGUAUCCCAAAGGAGCAGACUACUUCAGAAAGCGUUUGAAAGCAGCUUUUCUAAAAAAUAAAGAUGAGAAAGAUCCAGAGAAGAUCAAGCAGCUGAUUGCACGAGGAGAAUUUGUUAUAAAAGAGCUGGAAGCUUUGUACUUCCUCAGAAAAUACAGAGCUCUGAAACAGCGCUACUACAGUGAUGACGAUCAGUAACUGGUGCUAAUGACUUCCAUGUAAUGAUACAGAGCCUUAAAAAAUGAACAAUAAAAGCUGUAACCUAAAACCAAAUGAAACAUUAA
Messenger RNA from Pezoporus occidentalis (night parrot), 431 nucleotides. RefSeq names its product electron transfer flavoprotein regulatory factor 1 (gene ETFRF1). The transcript has 3 exons. Lineage: Eukaryota; Metazoa; Chordata; Aves; Psittaciformes; Psittacidae. Bases 88 to 345 code for a protein of 85 amino acids. Gene Ontology annotation, biological process: respiratory electron transport chain. The record is from RefSeq and is a predicted model, not a curated record. Gene Ontology annotation, cellular component: mitochondrion.